Brassica napus (rape) is the source of this 504-nucleotide messenger RNA. RefSeq lists its product as uncharacterized. Gene Ontology annotation, molecular function: nucleic acid binding; RNA-DNA hybrid ribonuclease activity. The coding region runs from base 1 to 504 and encodes 167 amino acids. The record is from RefSeq and is a predicted model, not a curated record. Lineage: Eukaryota; Viridiplantae; Streptophyta; Magnoliopsida; Brassicales; Brassicaceae. The transcript has a single exon.
AUGAGUGCUAGGGAAUGGACACAAGCACAGGAACCGCCUUCAAAAGCUAUGAAGAACAAUCAGAUCCAGGGAAGACCUGACUCGUUCCCAACCGGGACAAUUGCAUGUAACACUGAUGCAGCCUGGAGAAAGGAAUCCUCUGAGGCAGGUCUCGCUUGGAUCUUCGACUCUUCUACAGCGCCCAACGUGUCGAAUGGAUGCAAGUUCCAACCAGGCGUGGCAUCGGUUCUUAUGGCUGAAGGCCUGGCAGUUAGGGAAGCCCUUUCCCACGCCUUACACACCGGUAUCUCUAAAAUCUGGCUCCGAUCAGAUUCUCUGUCGCUGAUCAACGCGAUAAAUUCGAUUUCCAAGCCGAUGGACCUCUAUGGAGUCCUUUCGGACAUCGAACGCCUCUCUGUUUCCUUUGAGUUCUGUUGUUUUUCGUUUGUUGCUAGAGAAGAAAAUGGGCCAGCGGACAGUCUGUCCAAAGCCUGCUUGUAUCACUCUAUUACUUCUUGGGCCUGA